AUGAAUAAGUUCUUCGCGGUUUUCGCUUUAGUAGCUAUCUCGAUGGCGGUGGCCGCGCCCUCGAGCCCGGAGACUGCGGCGCGGCGCGCGCUGCCCGCGCUGCAGCACGAGGAGAUCCACGACGAGUUCGGUCAGUACGCGCUCCGCUACGUGACCGCCGAGGGCACCGUGGUGUCGGAGCGCGGCCGGCUGGUGUCCAACCCGGACGGCACCGGCCACGUGCUCGUCACCGAGGGGGAGACCUCCUACAUCGGCGACGACGGCCGCACCUACGUCACCAAGUACAGCGCCGGCUUCGACGGCGUCAAGGUCGAGGGCAACCAUCUGCCCGUGGCGCCCGAACCUCUUCCAGCUCAGUGA
Messenger RNA from Pectinophora gossypiella (pink bollworm), 360 nucleotides. RefSeq names its product flexible cuticle protein 12-like. Gene Ontology annotation, molecular function: structural constituent of chitin-based larval cuticle. Gene Ontology annotation, cellular component: chitin-based extracellular matrix. The record is from RefSeq and is a predicted model, not a curated record. NCBI's taxonomy places the organism in Eukaryota, Metazoa, Arthropoda, Insecta, Lepidoptera, Gelechiidae. Bases 1 to 360 code for a protein of 119 amino acids. The transcript has 2 exons.